Messenger RNA from Arabidopsis lyrata subsp. lyrata, 1332 nucleotides. RefSeq names its product protein LATE FLOWERING. The transcript is spliced from 2 exons. The record is from RefSeq and is a predicted model, not a curated record. The coding region runs from base 600 to 1121 and encodes 173 amino acids. Lineage: Eukaryota; Viridiplantae; Streptophyta; Magnoliopsida; Brassicales; Brassicaceae. Gene Ontology annotation, biological process: negative regulation of abscisic acid-activated signaling pathway.
AUAUUUAUAAAAAUAUGGUGUGUAAAUAUGUGCUCGAAGAAGCUAAUCUUGUGAAGCUAUUUCUUGGUGUGCCAAAAUGAAAGACAAAGGUAAUAGUCAAAGUUCACUAAAGGAGUGGAAUUUGAGAGGAGAUUAUAAUUAAGCCAAUAGCAAAUAGAGUUCCAUUUAGAGAAGAUGCAAAACCCAAAAAUGCUAAUCUCAAGAUAUGAAAAUAUAAAGAAGUUCCAUUUCCCAAUUCAAACGUCUCUUUCUUUCUCACCAAUCAAUCUCCUUUUGAUUAACAUGCACUACCUUUUACUCAUCCUCUUCUCUCUCUUUAUCUCUGACUCUCUCUUAUCUCCACUGUUCCCAAGCCCAUACGGGCAAAAGAACCUGCUCCCAAAGUUGGCUCUGCAACAGAACAGAACACUUAAUAGUUACACUAAUGAAUCCACUCACACAGAUUCUUCACAGUUUCCAACUCUCCUCAAACACCAUCUUAAACUUGACUUCUCUUCUACUUCUCAUCUUCACACUAGCCUUUUUAAACUCAUCCCCUCAAGCCAGAACCACACACAUUCGCUCUCUCUCUCUUGGUCUUCAGCUCAAGAUAACAUAUAAUGGAAGAUCAUUACCAUCAAGUAGAAGUGGAGGAAGAAGAAGAGAUCAAGCCAUCCAAAGAAGCCAACAAGACAGACGAAGACACAUCAUCAUCAAGAAUAUUCCCCUGCCUCUUUUGUUCUAGAAAGUUCCAUAGCUCCCAAGCCCUAGGAGGCCACCAAAACGCCCACAAGAAGGAGAGAACCGCUGCUAGAAGAGCGAAAAGGGCUUACGAUUUCAUCAACAGCAAUGACUUGCUUCACACGUUACCUGUUUUCUUAUCCUCUCCUUCUCGACGCCACUUGACCAUCUUAGGCUACCCUGCUUCUGCCUCUGUUGCCUGCUUUCCAGCGGUUCAUACUGACCAUCCGAUCUUCAGAUCCAGUGGUUCUCAUGUCGUGUUGGCCACAUCCCACCAAGGUAGAGAGUGCAAAGGAGGGUAUUUUGGUCAACAACAUGUUGACAUUUUGGAUCAUCACUAUAAUGUGGUGAAUAGUGACAAGGGUAAAGAUCAGUGUCUUGAUCUCUCCCUCCAUUUGUGAUCUUAGCGUUAAUCGUUAGAAACAACAAAAUCAAUUUAAUUAAAGCCAAAAUCAUUACAAAAUUCGAAAUCAAGAAUCUAAUCAUCCCAAUAAAGAGACGUAAACAAAUCUAACAUGAGUGAUUACUGUGCUGCAGUGACAAAAGAUUUUGUUGUGAUAGGAGCUUUAUUUGGUCAAUAUCUUUUUUUGGAUGAAUCAAAUUAACGUAAAU